AUGGUCGACACAGGCCUGGCGAAGUAUGCAGCCAAUCUCCAUGCGCGCCCCGAAGAAGAGAUGGUGAAGAUGAGGAGCAGGAGGAGGUCGGGCUUAGAGUUCGAUGCAGCGACAGAGUUUCCCAUGUUCACCGUGAAAAUGGCCGAUUUUCUGGCAAUGGGGACCCUGAAGUCCCACGAAGAACUGCUGAAAGCGGAUGGCCUUUUAGUUUUUGAUGAGACCAUGGGCCGGGCCUUCUUUGUGUCGCACCAGUGGCUUGGCAGCUCGCAUCCCGACCCCCAGCACCAGCAGCUGCAAGUGCUGCAAGAGGCGUUGCGGAAUCUGCUUUCAGGCACUAUCAAAGUAAGUCUUCCCAUUGCAGAAGAGAUUUUCUUUGGCCGCAGCCCUGUCCCCACGGUGGCAGACUUCGAGUCAAAGCCUCUGUAUGUGUGGUACGACUAUCUAAGCUGCCCCCAGGCUAGCUCGGCUCAGGCUCAACGACAACUUGCGAUAGAGGGCAUUCCCUCCUAUGUUGCCAAGUGCGAGUACUUCGUCAUUCUGUGCCCUGCCCUGGAGCAUGCAGACCAGAAGAAGGUGCUCUCCUUGCAGACCUGGCGUGAGCGAGGAUGGUGUCGAGCCGAGAGGGUGGCACGAGAGCUGGCGGCAAGGAAUGAUGGCUACACCAUCGCUGUUGAAAGCGCCAGACAUGUGAAGAUGAUCUUCGAUGUUCAAAAUGCUCAAGGGGCCCCUGGGAACGGAGAGUUUACCUGUGAAGCUGACAGGAUCAAGAUUGGGCGCAUGAUGGUGCAGAUGGUUUGGAACAAACUGGGGUAUUAUUUGGAGAAGGAGGACUUGCACAACUAUCGGCUUUUGUUGAAUGAACAAGGGGCGUUUUUCCUGCAGGGCCUCGACGUAGAACCCGUGGACGGGCUGGUUCCUGGCUUUUCCGGUAACAUGGAUCCGUUCCAACAUCCAUGCGAUUUCGUGCUAGCGAGGUUCCUCCAUCAGAAUGGCUUUCACAGCAGUUUGGAGCGUGACUCUUGUGGCUGGUCUCCUAUUUGCUUUGCAGCUGUGAACGGCAGUUCGGAGUUAGUGCAAGGAUUGCUUGAGAGUCAAGCUGAUCCCAAUGACUACAUCGCCAAAGAGAAGAAGGAUAGAAACUUACCCAAACGCUGUUCGUUGCUCUCCUUGGCUUCGCUCUACCACAGCAACGAUGCCUUGAAGCUGCUCAUCUCAGCUCGGGCGAAUGUCAAUGCCUGUGACACUACGGUUGCAACUGCCUUGCAUGGAGCAUGUGCCGCCAACAAUGCAGCUGGAGUCCGCAUCUUGUUCGAAGCAAGGGCUGACUCUUCUCGGCGCUGCUUUCCAGGGAUGACUCCCCUUCAGGUAGCUUGUGCCUGUGCCUCCGCUGACGCAAUGAAGGAGCUGCUUGCAUUGGUUCCGUCAACGAGCCUACAGCAUUGCUUGCACUUCGCUCUGAUGUUUCAAGGUGGCUAUGCCGAAACGAUCACCUGUUUGAUUCAAGCAAAAGCUAAUGUGGACGAGCAGUUCCGACUGAGGAUGAUGAAGGACACUGCCUGGUGGCUAGUCCUCACACUCGGAGGCUUGCGACACAGGAUAAGCCCUUCGCGUCUCACACUAUUGGCCUAUCACCAUUCCGGGGCAACUCCCCUCAUGUUCAGCAUUCUGAGUGGAUACUUCGAAGCAACAUCCAUUUUGAUUGCUGCAGGAGCACGGCUGGAUUUCCGCGAUUCCCGCGGACAGACAGCCGCAGACCUCGCUCGUCGCAUUCAUGCACCAGCUUCGUUGAGUCUUGUUCUACAAUCUUCGGAAUUGCAUCCGCAAGGACCUGUCGAAGACAAGUCUGAUAUUGAUCAGGACCUGUCGAAGACAAGUCUGUUAACGUUACCGUUCUUGAGAUGCACAGUGAACUCGUUUGACGAGAUUUCUGGCGACUCAAAGGGAGAAGUCUGUUGCGAAGCUGAAGUUCUGAGCCUUGCUAUGGCGUGUCAUGCCUUGCCCUCGUGGGCCGGAGCAGCAGCCGAGGAUCAGGACUUGUGUUUCGUGCCAGUUGUUAUUGCCGUCAGCUCUGUACUUGCGUCUAGGCACAUUGGGAUCUGGGAAGGCCAGCGAGGGACGGGUCAGAGCCUGCUCAGAAUCGACGAGGUUUGCUGCUACACCGAGGUGGAGCCUGGGCGGACCCUGUACACACAAUCGGCGACUGUCAGGUACAGGAAGGGCCUGCUGAGCGGCUUGCUGAUGCCAAUGGUUUGUGAGAUCCUUGCUGGUGUUUGCCAAAGGAAUGCGCAGAAGGGCCUGGCUGCUAUGGUGGCAGGCUCCGAGCGGGAGAUGAGGAUUCGCAACGGGGAGAUGGCGGCUGCGGUCUCAGAACGUGCCCACGUCGAUGUCUCUCCCCUCUGCUCCCUUCAGCGCAGUUGUGGCUAUGAUCAAUAUGGGUGGUUGUCAAAAUUAUGGUCCCUUUUUCGGUCCCUAUCAUAA
Messenger RNA from Symbiodinium sp. CCMP2456, 2478 nucleotides. The record is from the annotation of a GenBank genome assembly. Lineage: Eukaryota; Dinophyceae; Suessiales; Symbiodiniaceae.